AUGUUCGCUGUAAGAUGUGAAGCUGCCUCCUUGUGGCAUCCGGCAGUGCACCACAGUUUGCUGUUGCUGCGUGCCUUGAAGCAGCGCCACACACUUGUGCUGGAGCCCUCUGGCGUGGCAACAGCUCGGACGGAUGCCUUUUGGCGACUCUCACAGUACAGCAGCCGCCUUACCAUUUCUGCCCCUGAGAAUAGUAGCAGUGGCGACGGUGGUGCACCUAUGGACGGGAGCAGGGGGGAGUCCAGUGAUGCAUUGUUGCACGUUCCACAAGAUGGACUCCAACGCGUACACGAUCCACAACACAUUCUAUACUUUUGGGAUUUGGCAACCUCGUUGCAGCAGCAGCGGCAGCAACAGCAAAAACAUAAGCAGUUGCAGGCCUACUUGGAUGCAGCUGUCGUCACUAGCCAGAUUUUAGGUGCCGUUGAUGAUGUUCUCGUUGCGCUUAGCAGUGGUGAGAUGGAGACAACGCGGCAGACACACAGCCACCUGAUGGAUCUCGUUGCCCGCCUCGACACCUCUCUCCAUGGCGGUGAUGACGGUGACGAAAUGGUGCAGGAGAUGGAGGACUGGAGUACGUGGCCGCUCUUCACGACGUUGCAGUUUCUGGUGGAGGAGGGCGGGCUGCUGCUUGGCCCGUUCCCUCGCAUGGCUAAGGCGUAUCUCCAUUUGCGUGAGUCGAAACCGGUUGUGGCGCACACACGACUCGUCGACCGCACAGUGGCGUUGGCGCUGAACUCUGAGGAUUCUCCUGCACAACCGCCAACAUGGCCACACCGAAGUUUUCUCCGCGAGGUGCAACGGCAGCUGGCGGACUACACUGCCAACCCUGCCGAGCGUAUGAUGGCAGGUGUUGUCGGUGAGAAAGGGCCGUUGAAGGCGCGGGUAAGCGGCGCCCGAUUUGGCUUGCAGUCUGUGUCUGCACGCACGCCCUGGACAGUGCAGCAGCAACAACUGAGGAAGCCGUAG
Messenger RNA from Trypanosoma grayi, 969 nucleotides. RefSeq lists its product as hypothetical. The coding region runs from base 1 to 969 and encodes 322 amino acids. The record is from RefSeq and is a predicted model, not a curated record. The transcript has a single exon. Lineage: Eukaryota; Euglenozoa; Kinetoplastea; Trypanosomatida; Trypanosomatidae.